AUUUGAAAUGUUUUCGCCCGUCCGCCAUGAUGUCGUUUGAAAUAUUUCAACGUUUUCUGCUAGCAAGUGAUUCAUAAUUGUUUAUUUCAGAUCGGAUAGCACAAUAACUAUUUAUUUUUAAUGAUAAGAAACAAUUUAACAAAUAAAGCACAUAAAUAUUUCUCUCAUCAAGGGUAUUCUUCAUAAAAAUUGUAAUCCCAAAGUAUUCGCCAGAUGUUCAUACAUCAACCACCCUGUGCGGCCGUUUGACACAUUUCCACCCGACCUGUCAGUUUGCAUUUUCAUAACGACAAUUUGUAACGAACGCAAGAGAAGGCAAAGCCAACGCCAACAUUCAGCCAAGUUUGUGUUUUUUCCUGUUAUGUGAGCAAACAUUCGCACGCACCGUGAUGGAAUCUAGUUUUCAUGGCUAUAGCUGAACGAUUAGGUGCUGCGGUUGUAAGUGUACGCGGGGACAUUGUGAUACAGACACGAUAAACCAGAUAUAUUUGUGUGCCACGGGACAGACGCGUCCUCGUCGGCGAAAUUGCGCUUGGAACUGCCGCGAGUGUUAAUAAUAGGUGAUACAAAACGCUAGCCAGUUGUGGCUGGAUCAAAGCAAGGAGCAACCAUGGCAUAUUUUAUGGCAAACGUUCCCGAUCUCCGGCUGUCGGAUGUUGACGAAUUGUUACGCGAGACGGCGAUGGACGACUCGAACGGGCAGAAGAUUUUGGAAUAUCUCCGGCGCAAGCGCGGCGGUGCCAGAGCGCGGCUGUACGAUGGGUCGGAUAAUUCGUUCCACUUCCGGUUGGAUCAUGUGCAGCCCGUUACAGUGCCGCAAGCAGGCAACAGCAACCGCAGGGAAUUGCCAACCGCACGCAGCCCAGAAGCAGCAGCAGCAACAGCAGCAGCUGCUCCUGCAGCUGCUCCUGCUUCUCCUCCGGCAAGCAGCAGCGGUGCACUGAUUCAACCGUUGGCAGAUCUGUCGGUCGAGAACCGCGUGUCUUCCUUUAUCACUCCCGCUCGACUAUCGGUGGCCCUUUCGCCGGUGCGUACCGGUGCAGAAAACGCGCGAUCAACGAAUGUAACUAGUCCCACACGCAAGAGCACGGUACACGUAAGCCCGUAUGUUUCGCUAAAACCCGCCACAAACCUUCAAAAGCAACUCUUGUUACAGCAAUACAAGCGAAGCAAUGAUAUGAAAUUUGAAGCCUUACGACAUGCGAGCCAUCUGGCGUCGAGCACCCCGAUCGCGGGCGAACAUGCUAAUCGAAAGGGGCAAAAUUUGCUCAACUUCCGGGAAACGAUUUCCCCUAUCCUAGAUGAACAGGUACCGGGGACGCCAACUCACCGCCCAGCGCGAAACAGUUACCGGGGAGAACAAGGAGCGCAGGUAGGACCGGCUACCAUACAGACGCCGGUCCCUGCCACUCAAGACGUGCCGGACGGGACGGGGCAACAAAAUGGUCGUGAAAACACUCCACCCCGGGAGCAGAAUGCGUCGGUCGUUAUACCGGAAACUCCGAGCCCGGUGCGUCGAUCACCCCGUCAACCAUGCACACCGCUCAGUGGCCUUUCGUUGGCGUAUCGCGAACAUAUCAGGGCGGUGCCGCUGGUUAAACUGUUGAAUGCUUCGCUUGAUGAUCGGGACAGUGCUUUGACGCCAUCCCGCCGCAGCAUUCUCAAAAACGGGCUCGGAAACCAUGUCCCUUCGCCUAGGAAUCGUGUGAGCUUUAGCGAGAAGUUAACCGUAGUGCGUGAAAUUUCGCCCCGGGUCUCACCUGACGAUGCGCAGAUUACAUCGGACGAGAGUGACGAAGAGCAGGCGAAUCAAGGUGUUUACAGGUCGCGAACAUCGGAUCGGGGUGUGACACUUCAGCGAUCCCGACUCACGUUCGAUUUCGAGCAAGAGCCGGCGCCCGUUUCUCCUACCAGGUCAUCGAAGAGGCUAGAGACGGCGCCCGUUUCUCCUACUAGAUCUUCAAACAGACCCGAGCUGGCGCCCAACUCUCCUACCAGAUCGUCUAACAGGUUUGAGCCGGCACCUGUUUCUCCUACUAGGUCAUCGAACAGACUUGAAUCGAAUACGCCCGUUUCUCCUACCAGGUCGUCUAACAGGCCUGAGCCAGCGCCCGUUUCUCCUACCAGGUCGACUAACAGGCCUGAGCCAGCGCCCGUUUCUCCUACUAGGUCAUCGAACAGACCCGAGCAGAUGCCCGUUUCUCCUACCAGGUCACCGAACAGGCAACAGAUGCAACAGGCUACCAGUCCAAACAAAAGAAAACCAUCGAAUGGCCCUGAACCAGCACAGAAUCAACGCCAAAGGUCAGCUGUCAUCGAAACCAGUGCACACAGAGACACCGAAAAUGCACAACACUCCCGGCGUUUGUUUGGACAGGGUCGUUCGAACGCGUUUGAUGAUGAUGGUGGUGGAAGCAAGGAUCCUGCAUCGCCCUCCAGAUCCACCGAGAAUGUCGCACGUUCGCCCACACGACCGCCAUCGGCUGGUGAUCAUCCUGCACGCCCGGAUCGACAGCUUUCUCGCUCAUCGGCGAAAGCGUGCAACAAUCGUACCAACAGAAACACCAUCAACAUGAUCAUGGACGACUGGGACGAGGGAGCAACAUCUCCGAUGGAGGUAGACCAUGAGCAAGGUGAGGCUGGCGAAGGCGAAACAGCGCACAGAACGAUCACGGAAACGCUUGCCAUCACAAACGUGGCCACGCCGCGGACGGUCGUGAUGGAUAUUCUGGAACCACCGUCCGCCUUCUGCGAUGACGACACAGCCAACGACAGCGACAGUCGACUGCCUACUGACCAGGAGGAGCCAAACAACCGAGCACCGAGCAACAACCAAGCGUCACCGGGCUCGAGCGAUUCGGACUCAUCGCGUAAACGCAAGCAGGACAAUUUGCGUGUGUUGAUCACGGCUGUACCGUCGCCAAAGCAGUCGAAACUGUCACUGCCUCAACCGGUUGGUAAUACAACACUGCCAGUACCUCAACAUUCUGAGCGCUUGGUCAGCGUAAACUCACCGCACGAUCAUGUGCCGCUGGACAUGAUACAGACGGUCGAUAUGAUACACAGCAAAGUAAAUUCCGAGCUUCUCGAACCGAAACCGGGGGGCGAUGCAGGGAUGGAGCGGCGUAUCACUAUCUGCAAUCCGCCGAAGCGGCGCGCCACCAAAUCGAAGGUGGACGCUGAUACGGAAAUUUACUUUCAAACGGUCGAAAACACUUGCUCUCAGGAAGGGCCAAAGGCCAAACAGCGGAAGGAACGGCGUAAGCUGUUUGUGCAGGAACCUGCCGAUAGGAUGCCGGAGGACGAAGAGCGUCAACCUAUACCAUCACCAGUACCGCUGCCCCUGACGCAAGAGCUCGUCGAUUCCCAGGAACAACGGGUACAAUCAAAGCAAAAGCAGCAGUCGGUUAAAGAACUUGCUGUUCUUGUAAAACGCUUAUCGGACGUAACCAUUACCAGGUGCAUCCAGUCACCGGAUCGGUCGGCCCCGAAGGUUGCAGCGACUGCCCGCUCCUCCCCCGUUGCAUUGGAAAGGGAUGAAGAGUACGAUAGUCCCGUCGAGCUCGCAGUGCGAGAGAAACAGAACGAAGAGCGGAGUGAAAAGAGCGAUCGGACGAAGGAGGAGAAACGGAAGGAGGAAAAGUGUAGUCCACCCCAGCAAGUGGAGCGAGCAGCGAGCCCGAAAAGAAAAUUAAAACCGUCCGGGCCGUCGAAGAGGAAGAAGAAGGAGAAGCCGCCAGCGGAAGCUAGUUCACCGGAGCCUGCCGCCACCGAGCCGAUGAGCGGUAUGGCGCAGAAAUAUUUGAAGGAUGUGUCGAACGAAAUACGGCAGCAGAUUGAAAGCGAAGGUCCACGGCGAAGCCACCGUAACCGACGGUUGGCGGAUGAGGUGCUGCGCAAUAAUCCCGAUAUCGCCCGGACCGAUGCACCGCAGUACGUAAUGCCGAACAUGAAGGAUAUGUUGAAAUAUUUCCAAAAGUUCGAGCGGACCAGCAAGAAAGAAGGCAAGAAGGGGAAGGAAAAGGGUAGCGGUUCGAAAAAGGAAGCAAAAAGAAAACACGAGCCAUUGAACGAAAAGGACGGCGGAAUUGCAACGAAAUCGUCGGAGAAAACGGACAAAAAAGCACGCGGACGGUCACGGAAAGUGGUCAAUCAGAAGGAGGAAAGGUUUGAUUCGGACGGAUUUCGCAUACCACCCGCACCGGUGGUGGCGUCGGGAGCAAGGGAGGGAGGGAAAACAGCGAGCCGCGAAGAGCCUUCGGAAUCGUACUCUUUAUCCGCGUCCAAUCAACAAGAACAGGGCACAUCUAGCGAUUCGGGCCUUUCGUCAGCGGUGAUGACGAACGACGAUGCUACGAACACGGUCGAAGCAAAUGAACGAUCGGAAGUUUCGAAUCCCUCAAAACAAUCGUCAUCUAAAGCCGAUCGUACUGCUUCCGCUGCCGCACCACCGAAUACAACUGCUGCAUCGUCCUCCUCCUCCUCCCCAUCCGCUUCCUUCUCCGGUGCGGAUAUGCUGGCGGAGAAGCGCAAAAUGAUGGACUGGAUGAUGGUGCUGAUGGAAAACCGGCAGAACCGUGCGGCUGGCUUGCCGAACGUCGAACUGCAGGGCUUCACCCAUCUGUCCCUCGAGCAUCUAGCGUUCCAGCGGUGCAAAGGCAUCGAGUAUUCGUUCUACGUCUACUCGAACAAGGACAAUUUCGGCUUUUUGCGGGUUCUGCCCAACGUGACAAAGAAAACCACAUUUACAAAGCAUUGUUCGCUGAAAUUUCUCAUACUCAGUGGCGCGCUUAAGUUCAUCGUUAAUGGGUACGAGGUGAACGUUGUUGGAGGUGAUUUCUUGAUGAUUCCACCGAGCACAACAUAUAGCAUGGUGAAUGGAUCGGAAACAACGCUCAUGUUUAUGAUAAAGGCAACCCUGCCUGAAAGCCAAGCAGAAACCGAUGGCCAAGGAAAAAGGUAGAUCGAGUUGUGUGUUCGCUAGCGCAAAGACCUUUACACCAUUCUUUAAUCAAUAAAAAGUGUUUAGAGGUAUAGCGUAAACGGUGUUCACGGUUAGAUAGUUAGUGUUGUUGAUAAAUUAAAGAAAUGUACAAUGUGUGGGAAUGCUUCAUCAGCUCUUGGUGGAUGCUAAAUGAUAAUUUAAAUAUUAAAAUUAAAUCUUUUGGACUGAUAAAUAACAAACACACACAAACAACUAGAGAGAGAGAGAGAGAGAGAGAGUUUGAGUGAAAACUUAUCUUCCCACUCUUCCAGCUCAUGAUGUAAGGUAUCACACGAUUAGGCACAGUUAAUUUCUUUCCUUUUUUGUAUCUAUGCAGUUGACAGUGAGAAAUAUAACAAUUGAUUUAAUGAAUUA
Anopheles coluzzii is the source of this 5359-nucleotide messenger RNA. Its product is annotated as nascent polypeptide-associated complex subunit alpha, muscle-specific form-like. The record is from RefSeq and is a predicted model, not a curated record. NCBI's taxonomy places the organism in Eukaryota, Metazoa, Arthropoda, Insecta, Diptera, Culicidae. The transcript has 5 exons. The coding region runs from base 611 to 4963 and encodes 1450 amino acids.